This is a messenger RNA of Vombatus ursinus (common wombat), 2012 nucleotides long. It is a transcript of the gene MYCN, whose product is annotated as MYCN proto-oncogene, bHLH transcription factor. The coding region runs from base 1 to 1860 and encodes 619 amino acids. Gene Ontology annotation, biological process: regulation of transcription by RNA polymerase II. The record is from RefSeq and is a predicted model, not a curated record. Lineage: Eukaryota; Metazoa; Chordata; Mammalia; Diprotodontia; Vombatidae. Gene Ontology annotation, molecular function: RNA polymerase II cis-regulatory region sequence-specific DNA binding; DNA-binding transcription factor activity, RNA polymerase II-specific; protein dimerization activity. The transcript is spliced from 4 exons.
AUGUCAGCUAGGAGGGCCCCUAGAACACAGAAUGCCGGAGGGGCCGUUAGAACCCCAGCGCACGGAAUAUCCGAGCUGGGAGGAGCGAACAGCGCGUCCACUGUCAGAAUGCAGGGGGCCCAGGGCCCUCGGAGGCCGCCGGCCUUGCAAACUUGCCCGAUGGCCCUUGCAGCCCUUCUCUAUUGCAUUUUAGCCCGGAGACGGGGGGACCCCUCGAGCGAGCCCCCUUGGAGCCCCCCCCUCCCCUCCCGUAGGGGCUGGACGACCCUCCUCUGCAUCCUCCCCCCCUCCCCUCCCCCUCCUCCCCCAGCGGUGCAGGCGCCUGGGCUCACCGGUGCGUCUCUCCUUCCAUCUUCUCUCUGGCUCCCUCGCACCCCGACGGCAAGCAGAGCCCCAGAAGGCGGCGGAGCAGCGCGCCCCGAGGAGCGGCGGCCGCCCCCCACGCCCCCUCCCACCAUGCCCGUGGGCGCCGCGGCCCCCAAGAACCCGGACCUGGAGUUCGACUCGCUGCAGCCCUGUUUCUACCCCGACGAGGACGACUUCUACGUGGGCGGCCCGGACGCCGCGCCCCCGGGGGAGGACAUCUGGAAGAAGUUCGAGCUGCUGCCCACGCCGCCGCUCUCCCCGAGCCGGGCCGGGCCCGGCGUCGGCCCCGGCGGGCUGCCUAGCCCGGCAGCCGCCUGGCCCGGGGGCGGCGAGCCCCCCGACUGGGCGUCCGAGCUGCUGCUGCUGCCGCCCCCCGAGGCGGAGCCGUGGGGGACCGGGGGCCCGGCCCACGCCGCCUGGGGCGAGGGCAAUCUCAGCGCCUUCGUGCUGCGGGACUGCAUGUGGAGCGGCUUCUCGGCGCGGGAGAAGCUGGAGCGGGUGGUGACCGAGAAGCUGCAGGCCGGCCCGCGGGGGGCGCCGGCCGACGGCCUGGCCAAGGCCGGCGGGGUCGCCACCGCCUCCGCUGCCUCCUCCUCCGCGCCGCCCUCCAGGGCUCCCGUAGCGGCAGCCGUCGAGCUCCCAGCCCCCGGGGCUGCCGACCUGUGCAACCCGGCCUCCGAGUGCGUGGACCCGGCCGUGGUCUUUCCCUUCCCGGUGAACAAGCGCGAGCCCCCGGCCGCUGCAGCCGGAGCCGCCGGCAGGUCUGGGGAGCCCCCGGGAGGGGCCGGGCAGCACCCCCGCGGCCCCGGGCGCCCCUUCCCCGCGGUAGACGCCAGGGCCAACAGCUGCUCCGGGGACGACACCCUGAGCGACUCGGAUGAUGAAGAUGAGGAGGAGGAAGAGGAGGAAGAGGAGAUCGACGUGGUGACGGUGGAGAAGCGUCGAGCGUCGUCCUCCAACAACCCCAAGGCGGUCACCACGUUCACCAUCACCGUUCGGCCCAAGAGCGCCGCCGUGGCCGCCGCCAUCAGGGCCCAGCCGGGGGAGCUGAUCCUCAAGCGCUGUGCGCCCAUCCAUCAGCAGCACAACUACGCUGCGCCCUCCCCCUUCGCGGAGCGCGAGGACUCGCCUCCCCCGAAGAAGAUGAAGGCUGAGGCUCCGCCCCGCCCCGCCAAGAGCGUCCCGGUGCCGCCCAAGGCCAAGAGCGCGAGCCCGCGGAACUCCGACUCCGAGGACAGCGAGCGCCGCCGCAACCACAACAUCCUGGAGCGCCAGCGGCGGAACGACCUGAGGUCCAGCUUCAUCACCCUCAGGGACCACGUGCCGGAGCUGGUGAAGAACGACAAGGCGGCCAAGGUGGUCAUCCUGAAGAAGGCCACCGAGUACGUGCACUCCCUGCAGGCCGAGGAGCACCGGCUGCAGCUGGAGAAGAAGAAGCUGAUCGCCAGGCAGGAGCAGCUGCUCAAGAAGGUGGAGCACGUGCGGACUUGCUGAGCCCACGCCCCGCCGAGGCUUGGCCCCGUGCCGGCCUCGGACAGCCACUGCCACUUUGCACAUUUUUUUUAAUUGUUCAAGAGAAAAAGGUGUUUUGACGUUAAGAAUGUUGGUUUACUUUCAAUCCGGUCCUCUCUCCGAGACUGGAUGUG